AUGAUGAAUGCCAAUGUCCAUAGGGGAUGCAACACCGCGCCAGGGCACGCCUUCAAGAUGACGGACGAGGCAUUUACGGAGUCGCAAACCGCCGAGAUGAAGCGGUCUCGACAUCAACAGACAGUCGUCAUUAAACUGGGGACGAGCUCCAUCGUAGAUGAGAAGACUCAUGAACCCCUCCUGCCAAUCCUCACUUUGAUUGUAGACACUGCUUUCAAGUUGAGAAAGAAUGGCCACAGAGUUGUCAUUGUCUCCUCUGGAGCCAUUGGCGUUGGUCUCCAGAGAAUGGAGGUCGACAAGCGUCCCAAGCAUCUCGCUCAGCUCCAGGCCUUGGCAGCAAUCGGACAGUGUCGCCUGAUGAGCCUUUGGGACAGCCUUUUCGGUCACCUGUCACAGCCAAUUGCUCAGAUUCUGUUGACCAGAAACGACAUUGCAGAUCGUACACGAUAUCUGAAUGCUCAAAACACAUUCAAUCAGCUUUUGGACAUGGGCGUCAUUCCCAUUGUCAACGAGAACGAUACCCUUGCUGUUUCUGAAAUUAAAUUUGGCGACAAUGAUACCCUUUCAGCAAUUACUGCUGCCAUGAUUCACGCAGACUUGUUGUUCCUCAUGACAGACGUUGACUGUUUGUACGACAAGAACCCGCGAACGAAUCCCGACGCUAAACCCAUUGAAAUCGUGGACGAUUUCUCGGUUCUCGAAGCAGAUGUAUCAAGUGCUGGCUCCUCAUUAGGGACCGGUGGCAUGAGCACAAAGAUUGUCGCCGCCAAGCUGGGAACUCUGGCUGGUGUGACCACGAUAAUUACCCGGUCCUCAAAUCCGGGGAACAUCCUCGGCAUCGUGCGUUACCUGCAUGCACAAAAGGUCGGCAGCAGCUCAUCUGCAUCUGACUCUGAUGAUCAGCGGAGUCAGAUCAGUGAGCCGCCUCUGUCUCAUACCACCACAUCCUUGAACCUCAUGGACCCGUCCUCCAAUGUGGACGACGAUGCACCCCCUCCUCUGCACACGCGGUUCUUGCCGUCAAGCGACCCGAUCUCAGAUCGCUACUUCUGGCUGCUGCAUACUCCCCACCCUCACGGCACCUUGUUCAUUGACGAGGGUUGCUACCGGGCCUUGAUGGACAAGGCUGGCCUGCUGCCCGUUGGUAUUGUUGAUGUCGCGGGCAACUUCGCGCAGCAUGAGGUUGUACGCAUUGCCGUCGUCACCCGCAGGUCCACGCCGGGACCUGACGGACACAUGUGGGACGGCGAGCCUUUGGAAGUUGGCCGUGCCUUGGUGAACUAUGCCUCUGCCGAGAUUACGCGGAUCAUGGGACACCAGAGCACCGAUAUUCAGAACAUCCUUGGCUAUGCAGACAGCGAGUAUGUCGCUCAGCGGUCACAUAUCGGCUUCUAUAGAAAGGAGAGCCGUCCUGUGACUCCUAUUAGCGAUCUUUUCUAA
Messenger RNA from Pochonia chlamydosporia 170, 1440 nucleotides. RefSeq names its product glutamate 5-kinase. Gene Ontology annotation, cellular component: cytosol; cytoplasm. Bases 1 to 1440 code for a protein of 479 amino acids. The transcript is spliced from 6 exons. The record is from RefSeq and is a predicted model, not a curated record. Gene Ontology annotation, molecular function: RNA binding; ATP binding; glutamate 5-kinase activity. NCBI's taxonomy places the organism in Eukaryota, Fungi, Ascomycota, Sordariomycetes, Hypocreales, Clavicipitaceae.